GCCAGUUUGCACUUAAUGAUGCUGCGGCCGGUGCUGCUGCUGCUGGCGGCCGCUGGCGCCGCGAUCGCCGCCGACGUCUUUGCCUACCGCACGUACGCCGAGAUGGUCGCGACGAUGAAGACGCUCAACGCCACGUCGCCGGGCCUCGUGGACCUCUUUGUCGCGCAAGACCGGUAUAACCUGCCGUACCCGCCUGAGCUGCAAUGCGAGGAAGUGAACGCGCCGGCGCCGUGCAAGCAAUACGUGCUGCGCAUCACGAACGAGUCGACGCUCACGGCGGACCGGCCGCAGGUCUUCUUUAGCGGCGCGCUGCACGGCGACGAGCGCGUGGGGCCUCAGGCGACGAUCGAGCUCGCGCUGCUCCUGGCGUCGUUCGCCGAUGCGUACGUGACUGCGCCAUCGAAUGACGCCAGCGUGCGGUCGACACAAGAGUGGAUCUGGCGCCUCGUCAACACCCGCGCAGUCUACCUCAUGCCGAUGACCAAUGCGUUUGGGUAUUUCCAGCACACGCGCGAAGAGAAUGGCGUUGAUCCGAACCGCGACUACAACUACAAGGCGGACGGCCGCUGCAUGGAGGCCAUGACAAGCCGCGCCGUGAACGAAGUCUGGCGUGCCCAUCUGUUUCAGCUGGCCGUGACCUUUCACGGUGGCAUGCGCUGCGUCACUUACGAAUGGGGCUCGCCCAACCACAUGACCAGCGGCCGAAGCGAGCGGUCGCCCGACGACACGAGCCAAGUGCAGCUCGGCGAUGCGCUUGCGCGCUUUGCCGGCCCGUUUGCCGAUGGCACGUACUACCCGACGGGCACGAUGAACGAUGUGGUCUACGGUGUCUAUGGCGGCAUGGAAGACUGGGCGUACGCUGCGUCAUGGGAGAAUGCCUUUGCGUCCGAGCCCGUGUUUACGCCGUGCACGCCGUCGCAGUACGGCGGGUAUCCAUCGGACAAGACAGUCUACAACAACGCCACGCACCGCGCGGUCAAUAUUCUCGUUGAAACCUCCGAUGCCAAGCAGCCGUCACCGUCCAGUCUUGGCGCCAAACGGUCGAUCUACAGCGCGGAUCUGCAGGCGCUCGCCCUGUCACCCGAAGGCCACGUCCCUCAAAACGUGCGUCUCGGGCUCCUCCUCAUCGACAUGGUGCAGCCCUACGUUCGCUGGCUCUCAACGACGACCGAGUGGAACACGGUGGCGGCGCCGGUCGCAGGCCCGACCGACGUUGUUGUCGACUGCCUUCUUGGUGACGACUGCCUCGUCUCGGUGACGACGACGCAUCUCCGACUUGGGUGGGAGGUCCUCGGCAGCUUUCAAGUGGAUGCGACCUUUGUACAAGUGUCCAGUGACCCGGAAUUCCCAGCGUCGACGACUCAAACCUACCCCUCGCACCAAGGCCGCACCCGGCGCGGGUACUAUGUCCACGGUGCGACACCGCCGUCGGCCAACCAAAACGCCUCGACCGGUCCGUUCUUUAUGGAGUACAUUCCGCUCCCUACGAAUGCGAGUGCGACCGGCGCCUUGUACGUUCGCGUCGCUGCUAUCGUGGACCAGGAUUGGGCGGCGCAAGCAAACCCGUCCCCGUCCGUGCGUCCGCAGAGCCACCUCGUGAACGCGCGCACCGACCCCAUGUACGAAGCGACGUCAAAUGGAUACCGCAUCCGAGGCCAAACGCAUUUUUACGCGACCACCAAGACGGUGCGCGUGUCAGCGGACAAAGUCGCUUCGGUCGUCUCUCGAGACGGACUGACGAAUGCGGCGUUGACACCGACGGUGGUCGCAGCGAUCGGCCUGGUGUCACUCGUCGUUGUCGUUGCGCUUGGGGUUGUGCUCGCCAAGCGCCGCCGGCCCCGCAAGGCCAAACAACCUCAGUACCAGCCGACCUCGGGCUCGGAAGCCGACGCGAUUCAGAAGGAGCUCGACGACGCAGCCGCGAGUCCAACGACCGACGUUUCGGUCUAAGAACACAUAGGAGUCGUUGCUGUGUGGGCUGAACACGUUGAUUUUUGCACCGGUGGUGACUAGGGUUAUCGAUCGAAUGACAAAAAGUGAUGAAUACGGCU
Molecule: messenger RNA, 2051 nt
Organism: Saprolegnia diclina VS20
Lineage: Eukaryota; Oomycota; Saprolegniomycetes; Saprolegniales; Saprolegniaceae
Exons: 13
Coding region: 16-1950 (644 amino acids)
Biological process (GO): proteolysis
Molecular function (GO): zinc ion binding; metallocarboxypeptidase activity
Source: RefSeq, a predicted model, not a curated record